Messenger RNA from Melampsora larici-populina 98AG31, 648 nucleotides. RefSeq lists its product as uncharacterized. Lineage: Eukaryota; Fungi; Basidiomycota; Pucciniomycetes; Pucciniales; Melampsoraceae. The record is from RefSeq and is a predicted model, not a curated record. Bases 1 to 648 code for a protein of 215 amino acids. The transcript has 4 exons.
AUGGCUAAUCAAUCAAAACACGACUCUGCCUGGUUCGAUCGACUCUCUCCACAAGAACAAUCCGAACUGCGUCCAUUAAAGAUUGGGCAAAUGGCACACCCUCUGAUCCACGCUGGAUACGACCAAUGUUUUGACUGCGGCAAAUUUGGACAUCGGCAAGACCGCGGUAAAGGUUGCCCUCAUAAAUUCAAGUCAGGGCCAGCUUUUCAAACAUAUCGUCGAGUAACCACGGGGAAAGAUUACAGCAUGAACAUGCUCGUGAUGUCCCCACAAGCCUUGGCGAAAGCACGUGCUGAUGUGUUAGCAAUGGAACUUAAAGACGCUCCACAAUACAUUGGUUGUGACGUUGAUGUUUUGACCCCCUGGGUCUUUAGAGAGCAAGAUCUUGCUAUGCUCGACGCGGUUGAACACUCAAGCAAAGCCGGUCAAUCUGGCAACCGCGAACUCGACGCGGAGGGUAGCAAAGCCAAAAAGGAAGCACCAAAGCAACAAUUGAACAAAAGACUUCUCGAGGUGGCCAACUCCGGAACUUUUCGCGCGUGCAUUCGGAGAAAGGUAUCAGCCAUAUAUCGCGAUUCCGCCAACUGUAAAUUAUUUCGCGCAAUGUACUGUUUUGAUAUGCUAAAUGUAAAGAACGUAGGAUUUUAG